AGACACAUCCAAAGAGUCAGUCUUUCAAAGGCCCAUCUCAACAUGGCUGAGAUGUAACCUUUUCCAGGUAUUUCAGGUAUUUGCAGAGAUUGACCACAGCACAGUGAUACAGAGUAUCUGCGGACUAGUGUCAAAGAUCUAAUUGCUGUUUACUUUUGCUACUCAGGCCAGCAGAGUUGAGGAAAUUGCCAGUGUUCCUGUCUGAACGAAGCAUCCAUAAAUUGUAUACUUGCAGACUGCUGAAUGCAAUGGGAUUACAUGGGCAUGCUUUUUGCUUCACGAAGCUUCUGUUGCCUUGGCAUUAAAGCAUACCAACUACGAACAGAUUUGUUUUCCAGAUCCAUCAAGCAUUCAGCUUCUGCAAGAGUAGUCAUUGAAAGUUUAUUCUGAAGUACUUUUCCAAGAUCUUUAUUGAAGGUCUGAAUAUACAGCAAAAACAUGUUCUACCAUGGUUUUGCUGUGCUACAAUGGCCUUCAGACACCGAAACACAAGACGAAUUGAAGGCCUGGAUAGCAAUGUGUGGGUUGAAUUUACAAAGGUAGCAGCAGAUCCCUCAAUUGUUAAUCUUGGUCAAGGCCUUCCUGACAUAUCCCCUCCCAGCUACGUUAAAGAAGAACUGGCAAAGGCAGCAGCAGUUGACAGGUUGAACCAGUACACACGAGGAUUUGGACAUCCAUCACUGGUGAAAGCCUUGUCUCAAGUCUAUGGGAGAGUUUGUGGAAGGAAGAUUGAUCCUCUCACAGAUAUCCUGGUGACCGUGGGAGCUUAUGGAUCUCUCUUUAGUACAAUACAGGCAUUAAUUGAAGAGGGAGAUGAAGUAAUAAUAAUAGAGCCAUUUUAUGACUGUUACGAACCAAUGGUAAAGAUGGCAGGUGCAAAGCCUGUUUUUAUCCCACUGCGAUAUGAAAAAAAAGGAAAAUCUGCAUCUAGUGCUGACUGGGUCUUAGAUCCUGAUGAACUUGCAAAUAAAUUUAAUUCCAAAACCAAAGCAAUCAUUCUGAAUACCCCACACAACCCUAUAGGCAAGGUGUUUAGCAGAGAAGAGCUCCAGGUAAUAGCUGAUCUCUGUAUUAAACAUGAUACCCUGUGCAUCAGCGAUGAGGUGUAUGAAUGGAUGGUGUAUAAAGGAAAUAAACACAUUAAAAUAGCUAUGUUGCCAGGUAUGUGGGAAAGAACAAUAACUAUAGGAAGUGCUGGAAAAACAUACAGUGUAACUGGCUGGAAGCUUGGUUGGUCUAUUGGCCCUCAGAACCUGAUUAAGCACUUGCAAGUUGUUCAUCAAAAUACACUGUAUACUUGCCCAACUCCCUUACAGGAGGCUUUGGCACAAGCGCUUUGGGUAGACUACAAACGCAUGGAUGACCCAGACUGCUAUUUUUACUCGCUGUCUCGAGAGCUGGAAAGCAAGCGUGAUCGGAUGGCUCGGCUGCUUCAAGAAGCUGGACUAAAGCCUGUCAUUCCAGAUGGAGGAUACUUUAUUAUUGUUGAUGUUUCUGCACUAAAUGUGGAUCUCUCUGACGUAGAUGAGAAACAACCUUAUGAUUAUAAAUUUGUCAAAUGGAUGAUAACAUCUAAGAAGCUGUCAGCAAUUCCUCUUUCAGCAUUCUGUGGUCCUGAGACAAAAAGGCAGUUUGAAAAAUAUAUACGUUUUUGCUUCAUUAAGAAAGACAGCACACUAGACGCAGCUGAAGUGAUCCUGAAGAGCUGGAAUAAACAGACAGCCUGAUUUUUCUUAUUAACCCUUCCAUCUGGUAUAAUUAUUUAAAAGUAGGAGAGGUUAUUGCAAAUUUAAAAACAAAUUACUUAAUACAGUGCAGAAUCAAUAUGAUGUUGUAAGCAACUUUGUGCUGCCACCUGCUGAGGAGUUAAAAUGAUUUACUGAAAUGCAUUUAGUGCAACUCAGAUUAUUUUUAGACUUUUCAAAAUGAUGUAAUUUUUUUUUCUUUAAGAAAAUCCAUGGGAUUCACUUAUUGUACUGAAAAUAAAAAAUUUGUAGUACUGUGUGUAAAAGAAAUAGGUGGUACAGGUAUUUUUAAACAAGAAAAAAGUGGGAGGUGGUUUUGGGAUGAGUAUAGCAACUAGGGGUGAGACUUAAAUAGCUUGCAAUGGAGAAAAAUUAAGAUAUACCUCAUAUUUGAUAACUGCAGUGACUUUCUGCAUAUCUGUCUACCCUGUCCAUGCACAAAUUGCACAGCCUUAAAUAAACUGAUUUACUUAAAUCACUACAGAAUUUAUACUGUAGACAAGACCAAAAAGUGCUAAGUUGCUAUUUUUCCACAACGGUCAUGUGUUUUUCUGGAAGUAUUCAGUCCUCAAUAAAAUCACAACAGCAGCAUCUAGAACAGGAAUUCUAUUUACUCAUGUCUACCCAGUUAGCUAUUACACGGAUGGAUGCACAAGGCAGAAUAGAAGACUUUGUUUUAGAGGAUCCUUCACAAUAAGAUGUACAGUGACAUAAAUAAUCCUAUCAUCCUUUUUCUUACCACGUUUGCAAUAAUGGUAACUUCACAACAAACUUAUUUUAAACACUGAUGUUUCCAUUGUUAUGUUUGAAAUAUCUCACUAGUAUGCUAAUGAUUCACCAGCUAAAGCACCAGAUUUGUGUUGGGACACACAGGUGACUAUGUUUUGCAUUGCAUAUAGGUGCAAAGUCUUACUCCUCUGCACUGGUUUGUCUGGGAUUAAGAGUUAAUUUGCUUCAUAGUAGCUGGUAUGGGGCUAUGAUUUGGAUUUGUGCCGAAAAUAGUGUUGAUAACACACAUUUUAGUGACUGCUGAGUAGUAGUUACACAGUGUCAAGGCCCUUUCUGCUUCUCAGACUGCCCUGACAGAGAGAAGGUUGAAUGUGCACU
This is a messenger RNA of Dryobates pubescens (Downy woodpecker), 2852 nucleotides long. RefSeq names its product kynurenine aminotransferase 3 (gene KYAT3). Gene Ontology annotation, biological process: biosynthetic process. Gene Ontology annotation, molecular function: L-kynurenine:2-oxoglutarate transaminase activity; pyridoxal phosphate binding. Gene Ontology annotation, cellular component: mitochondrion; cytoplasm. The record is from RefSeq and is a predicted model, not a curated record. The transcript is spliced from 17 exons. The coding region runs from base 468 to 1727 and encodes 419 amino acids. Lineage: Eukaryota; Metazoa; Chordata; Aves; Piciformes; Picidae.